UAUGAAAAGGAAAAAGAAUUCUGGCGUCAAAUUUAUAUUACCAUUUCACUUAGGGGAAAUGGUUGGCAGAGGAGAAAAACUAUUGCAACAUGUUAUCAAGAAUGAGGGCUAGUGAAGAGGAAGAUUAGGUAAACACUGGUGCUUUAUUUCUGCUGUUAAUCAUUCACUGGGCCAGUAGAGAGUCUCUGCCCAUCCAUUUCCAUUCAGCCAGCCCUGACCAGCCAACCACAGGGCUGGAAGUUAGGGACUUUUUGGUGGAGCAAUUACUAGUUAUCUUCAGGGUAUUCCAGUAAGCUCUGAUUUGGGGAGGAACUAGGACUAUCGGAGAUCAAGGCUGUUUUCUUCCUUGAAAAACUACCCAAGGCAGCGUGAUAGAGUCUGCUACUUCUUCCUCAGCUCCCUGCAGCAGAAAAAUGUGGGAGAAGCAUCAGGUCAUGCAACCCCCAAGAGCUCCAAAUGGGACCCUUCAUAGAAAGGAGAAAAUGGCAGCCUGGCUCUUCUCCAGGCUGUGGAGAGUCUCUGAUCCAACUCUGUUCCAAAUGACCAUGGUCACUGCUCUAUUGGCUACUGUUCUUGGUGAUUGCGGGCCCCCACCCACUCUAUACUUUGCUUCUCCAAUAAAUGAGUUGAACGAGACAAACUUUGAAACUGGAACUGUUCUGAAAUACGCCUGCCGCCCUGGCUACAGUAAAAUAAGUUCAAGGACUCAGAUUACCUGUCAACCCAGAGGCAUGUGGCAAUACAGUAACUUCUGUACCAAGAAACGCUGCAGAAACCCAGGAGAAUUACAUAAUGGGCAAAUAAGUAAGACAGAUCUCUAUUUCGGAUCACGAAUAGAAUUCAGCUGUUCAGAAGGCUCAAUGAUAGGCAAAGCCUCCAUUUCCUGCACAGUGGAGAAUAAAACAAUAGGCGUCUGGAGGCCAAGCCCUCCCACUUGUAAAAACAUUGUCUGUCGUCAGCCACAGGUUCCAAAUGGAAUCUUUGUCUCUGGAUUUGGACCCCUCUAUUCUUACAAAGACUCUAUUGUGUUUGAUUGCAAGAAAGGCUAUAUCCUCAACGGCAGCAGUUUAAUCCACUGUGAAGCUGAUAACAACUGGGAUCCUCCUCCUCCCAUUUGUGAGCUCAAUGCUUGUACUAACUUACCAGACAUCCCACAUGCCUCCUGGGAACCAUUUAGGUAUCACCAGCCAACAAAAGAGGACCUGUAUGAUGUUGGGACUGUGUUGAAGUACCACUGCCAGCGUGGCUAUAAACCUGCUUCAGAUGAACCUACAACUGUGAUUUGUCAGGAAAAUUUCAGGUGGACUCCAUACAUAAAAUGUGAGGAGGUAUGUUGCCCAGAACCAGAGCUGAAGAAUGGCAAAAUCCUUGAACACAGAAAAGGUAGUAGGGUCAACAGCUGUGGCUAUUUCUACGGAGACACGGUUACAUACUCAUGUUUUGAGAAAAAAAAGUUUUCCGCUACUUGCCAAGGAGAUGGCAUGUGGCAUCCCAAAACACCUUUUUGUGAUUACGAUUGCAAUUUUCCUCCUACCAUUGACCACGGACGUCAUAAAGAAGUUGAUGCAUACAGUCUUUUCACAUAUGAGUUUAUAUAUGAAUGUGACGAAGGAUACACUCUGGUUGGACAGGCCAGACUCUCCUGCCGUUUGUCACAGUGGUCAUCUGCAGCUCCUCAAUGUAAAGCUCUGUGUCUAAAACCGCGGAUAGAGCAUGGACAGCUCCUUGUGGUUAAGGAUCAGUAUAUUACACCUGAAAAUGUCACCGUCCAGUGUGACUCUGGCUAUGGUUUGGUUGGUCCCCAAAGUAUCACUUGCUCAGAGGACAGAACCUGGUACCCCGAGGUACCCAAGUGUGAGUGGGAGGUCCCUGAAGGCUGUGAGCAAGUGGUCAUAGGCAGAAAACUCAUGAAGUGUCUCCCAAGCCCGGAGGACGUGAAAAUGGCCCUGGAGCUGUAUAAGCUGUAUCUGGAGAUUGAACUACUACAACAACAGUUAGGCAAGGAAGAGAAAUUCACUCUGAAGUCGCCACUGUAAUUUUUCCCAAAAGAGGGAGCAGAACGUGCCUUGCCGCCUUCAAUACAACAUGGAUCCCUUCAGUUUAUCAACUUUGCCAUCUCUUUUGCGCCAUCAUUCCUGGUAAUAAAUAUCUAGAAAGGAUAAUUGGUUAAUGUUUAUGCUUUGAGAUUGUAGAAUUAUCGAUCAUCUGUGUGGCUCAUGCUUUUGCUUUCCUGGACACAAAGUGCACAUAUUUUUCAAUUAAAAAAUUUACAUAUCAAAAA
Molecule: messenger RNA, 2281 nt
Organism: Ceratotherium simum simum (southern white rhinoceros)
Lineage: Eukaryota; Metazoa; Chordata; Mammalia; Perissodactyla; Rhinocerotidae
Source: RefSeq, a predicted model, not a curated record